AUUAUCAGGAAGGGUAAUAUAUAAGUUAACAUGUAUUUAAAAUGAACAGAUUUCACAUAGAAAGCGGGUGCGUCCUCCUCCUCCGCGGCAGCAGGUGGCGCUGUGGUGAGCGGGCAGCCCUCGUGGCGGCGGACGGGGCGGAGCUACAGCCUGUGGAUACGUGUGAUUCAUAGUUAGCGCUCAGCUUGUGAGCUAACGCUUGUCUGAAGCCAGAAACAUGGUGUUGCUCGAAAACGAUUCGUUCCUGACGGAGCUCACGCGGCUUUUCCAGAGGUGCAGAACGUCUGGCAGCGUGGUCAUCACACUAAAGAAAUAUGACGGAAGGACCAAGCCGGUGCCUAAAAAGGGCCACACAGAGUCUUUUGAACCAGCAGACAACAAAUGUCUCCUCAGGGCGUCAGACGGCAAGAAGAAAAUUAGCACAGUAGUCAGUACUAAAGAAGUAAUCAAGUUUCAGAUGGCUUACUCCAACCUCCUCAGAGCUCACAUGGAUGGACUUAAGAAGAAAGAUAAGAAAAGCAAGAGCAAGAAAACCAAAGCCACCCAAUGAGCUACAGACUCUACACAACCUUGGGUCGCUCAGCUCGCUCGUACGUCACAGGGGAGUGGGAACAGUGUCAGUCACCCAACAGGCUCUCUACCCAUUCACUAGAGGCCUCAGAAUCAUCUGGUGACUGCUUUGAUAUUAUGCCAUUGAUUGCAUGAUAACGCUUCAUUCCUGGCUGUUCAGUGCCAUCAGUGUUCUGGAACAGAAAACCUGAGGAUCCUCUUGUAACACAUGCAGGAUGAAGCUGGUUAGAUUUAUUGAAACCAGGUCAUCAAUGUCAUCCCGUUAGCCACAAAGCCUAAUAGUCACCUGCCUUUCUAUUUAAAUUCUAAUGGUCCUUAUUUAUAUUCUAUUGAAGGUUAACCGGGGGCCGUGUCGGCAUGUUUUUCAAUUAGAUUUUUAAUUUUACGAGUUAUUGGAAUCCCCUUUUCAGCAUGGAUGCUUAGAAAUGCGGAACUGAAUCUGACCAGGUUUGUUUUACUUUGGUUUAAUGUCAGUAUUUGCUUUUGCUUCAUUUUGGAGGUUUUUUUAUCCUUCUGAGAAGCAGUGAAUGUUGUGUCCCUUUGAGUUUUAAACAGAGCAUCCAUGCCAAACUGUUGUCUCCAUGUGUUGAACACAAAAUAAACGGAUAGUUUCAGGUAAUGUAAUAAUUUUAAAGCGCCUGUGAAUUAUUCAUGACAGAGUUAAAUAGUACAAAAACAGUAACGGUAACGAAGUGUUUGCUGCUAAACAAUAAUUGGUUUUUCAUAAGAGCCAGGUUCUAAAGCCACUAUAUUUUAUCUCCGUCUGUAUUUCAGGCCUCACGUUAGAGGACUCAGCACAAUUUAAAAUUAGAAAUAAAGUGCUUUAAGAGA
Betta splendens (Siamese fighting fish) is the source of this 1401-nucleotide messenger RNA. RefSeq names its product signal recognition particle 14 (gene srp14). Gene Ontology annotation, cellular component: signal recognition particle, endoplasmic reticulum targeting. The coding region runs from base 218 to 550 and encodes 110 amino acids. Gene Ontology annotation, biological process: SRP-dependent cotranslational protein targeting to membrane. Lineage: Eukaryota; Metazoa; Chordata; Actinopteri; Anabantiformes; Osphronemidae. The transcript has 5 exons. The record is from RefSeq and is a predicted model, not a curated record. Gene Ontology annotation, molecular function: endoplasmic reticulum signal sequence receptor activity; 7S RNA binding.